UCACAAAUCUGUCCAUACAAUUUCUGCGUUGUAUCGUGCACUGUGCAGUUUGCAUUAAAAUCACAAUUGAAAUAAAAGUUUUGAUUUUUAAUUAAGAUUAAAAUUUGUACACUCUGCUGAAGUUCUGUGAAUCAAACUAGUGAAACAAUUAGAUUGAGCGCCCUAGGUACAAUUGGUUUUCUGUAUUGUCGCCACGGCCCCGCUUCGUGAGAAUAUCUAGAUUUUAAUCAUAAUUACUUGGUCAAAUUCUGUGAUAAAUACCUAACGUACUGCGUUGUGUUUCUUUAUUUCGUUUCAAGUUGCGUUACAAUUGAGUUUUGUCUUGCAUGUCAAUAGUUUAUUAUAAGUUUUCAGUAGCAGCCCUGGAAAGCGGAUUACGGUUCUACGUUGUAGUUUUGAAGCUGUAUAAUAUGUUCAAAAUUAAACCUGAAAAUGACGAUGCAGAAGAAUACUCUGUUGAAAAAACGUUCGGAGACGUUAAACCAAAACCGUUAGAUGUGCUGUUCAAAACCAAUGAAAUAUCUACAACAGAGGAGUAUUUGGUUAAGAAUGAAGUCGAUGAUACUUAUGAAGUUUUGAAGCGUUAUAAUAUGUUGAAAAUUAAAGAUGAAAUUGAUGAAACAGAAAAAUACUUUUUUCAAACAACGUUUGGAGCCGUUGAACCAAAACCGUUGGAUGUGCCGUUUGAAAACAAUGAAAUAUCUACAACAGAGGAGUAUUUGGUGAAGAAUGAAGUCGACAAUACUUAUGAAGUUUUGAAACGGUAUAAUAUGUUGAAUAUUAAACCUGAAAAUGACGAUGCAGAAGAAUACUCCGUUGAACCAAAACCGUUUGAUGUGCUGUUCAAAAACAAUAAAAUAUCUAUAGAAGAGGAUUAUUUGGUAAAGAAUGAUGUCGAUGAUACUUAUGAAGUUUUGAAGCGGUAUAAUAUGUUGAAAAUUAAAGAUGAAAUUGAUGAAACAGAAAAACACUUCUUUGAAACAACGUUUGGAGCCGUUGAAACAAAACCGUUGGAUGAGCCGUUUGAAAACAAUGAAAUAUCUACAACAGAGGAGUAUUUGGUGAAGAAUGAAGUCGACAAUACUUAUGAAGUUUUGAAGCGGUUUAAUAUAUUGAAAAUUAAACCUGAAAAUGAUGAAACAGAAGAAGAGUUGUUGGAAAAAUCGUUAGAAGUCGUUGAUACCAAACCGUUAGAUAUGAAGUUCAUAAACAAUGAAAUUUCUACAACAGAAGAGUGUAUGGUUAAGAAUGAAGUCGACAAUAAUUAUGAUAUUCAUUUUCCGUGUAAAGCGACCGAUACCUCAAACAAUACAAAAACCAUGGAUUGCAGUUUGAACAAAACUAUAGAAAACGAUUCUGAGAAAAACAUACACAAAUUACGUCGGUUCGACUGCAAUAUAUGUCAAAGGAGGUUUAUAACCAAAAGUAAUAUAAUCUGGCAUAUUGCGAAAUCACAUUCCAGUACUUCCAUUGAAAAGAAAGCACCUCAAAAAAAUAAAGUCAAUCAUCGUAACAGCAGAAUCAAAAAGUAUACUCAAAACAAAGAUGGCCUAUUUUAUUGUGGUAUUUGUUCGAGAACUUUUUCAUUAAAAUCAAGCCUGAGAAGGCAUUGGCGCGUUCAUACCGAAAAGAAACCCUUUAAAUGCGAUAUCUGUGAUAAAACAUUUGGUAGACAAUCUUACCUCAAAACUCAUGAACGCAUACAUACUGGUGAAAAACCGUUUAAAUGUGAUGUCUGUAAAAAAUGUUUUAAUGUACAGUCUAACCUCAAAACUCACGAAAAAACACAUACCGGCGAGAAACCAUUUAGAUGCGUUGUCUGUGGAAAAACAUUCAGUCAACAAAUUAGUCUCAAAAUUCAUAAACGCAUACAUACCGGUGAGAAACCAUAUAAAUGCGUUAUCUGUGAAAAAACAUUCAUUCAACAAUCUGAUCUCAAGAAACAUGCUCGUGUACAUACCGGUGAGAAACCUUAUAAAUGCAAUGUUUGUAAAAAAUCCUUCAUUCAACAGCCUGAUCUCAAAAAACAUGCACGUGUACAUACCGGCGAGAAACCAUUUAAAUGCCGUGUCUGUGAAAAAGCAUUCAUUCAACAAUCUAAUCUCAAGAGACACGCACGCAUACAUACCGGUGAGAAACCAUAUAAAUGCGUUAUCUGUGAAAAAACAUUCAUUCAACAAUCUUGUCUCAAGAAACAUGCUCGUGUACAUACCGGUGAGAAACCUUACAAAUGCGAUAUCUGUCAAAAAACAUUCAUUCAACAAUCUAAUCUCAAGAAACAUGUACGUAUACAUAACGGCGAGAAACCUUUUAAAUGCGAUAUCUGUAAAAAGUCUUUUUGUGACCAAUCCAACCUAAAAACUCACGAAAGAACACAUACCGGGGAGAAACCUUAUAAAUGCGUUGUCUGUGAAAAAACAUUCGGUCAACAAUCUGAUCUCAAGAAACAUGCACGUAUACAUACCGGCGAGAAACCAUUUAAAUGCGAUGUCUGUGAAAAAACAUUCAGUCAAAAGUCCAAUCUCAUCAUUCAUGAACGCAUACAUAUUGGUGGGGUACGAUACAAAUGCUCAGCCUGUGACAAAUCAUAUGGUCGCCAAGGUACUCUCAAAAGUCAUCAAGCAAAAGCACACGGCCCAUAGAUUCAUAAACCUUAUUUGACUAUAUGGCAGUUAUAAAAUUGUUUUUCGAAAUCUAUUUGUUAUUAUUUGCAAUUUUUUUUUCUUGGCAUUUAAUUCAGAUUUUAUAUAUUUUUAUUAGUUUUCUUAAAAUAUUUUAAAUAUUACUAUCGUUUAACUGAUCAAUAAUAUAUACACUUGCACAAAGGCAUUUAGUGAAACCAAUAUGUUUUUAUACGUGUUUAGCGUGUAAUCAACAUGUUAUAUAAUUUGGCAAUUUAGUUUCACUGUUAAAAAUUGAGUAACUGAAGAUUGUACAAACAUUACCAAUAGAUACCAAUGUAUUUAGUAUUUAUGUUAGUUGGUAGAAACAUAUGUAUCCAUAUAAAUUUAUUUUUAAUUCUUAAAUAAAAUGAACAAAC
This is a messenger RNA of Adelges cooleyi (spruce gall adelgid), 3040 nucleotides long. Its product is annotated as zinc finger protein 501-like. The coding region runs from base 327 to 2642 and encodes 771 amino acids. Gene Ontology annotation, molecular function: RNA polymerase II cis-regulatory region sequence-specific DNA binding; DNA-binding transcription factor activity. NCBI's taxonomy places the organism in Eukaryota, Metazoa, Arthropoda, Insecta, Hemiptera, Adelgidae. Gene Ontology annotation, biological process: regulation of transcription by RNA polymerase II. The transcript has 9 exons. The record is from RefSeq and is a predicted model, not a curated record.